Aspergillus welwitschiae is the source of this 537-nucleotide messenger RNA. RefSeq lists its product as uncharacterized. The transcript has a single exon. The coding region runs from base 6 to 239 and encodes 77 amino acids. Lineage: Eukaryota; Fungi; Ascomycota; Eurotiomycetes; Eurotiales; Aspergillaceae. The record is from RefSeq and is a predicted model, not a curated record.
UCUAGAUGCUCUGGAUCGUGUUUACUUUAUCCCAGAGUAGUAUACACCCUAUUAUCGGGCUAUUCUUACUGCGGGACGGAAGUCUCCUCCCUGUGUUCCCUUCGGCAUUCACUUUCAGUUCCAUCCUCGGUUCAGCUUCGACCAGCUCCACUUCAAACGGAGACACGAAGCGUCCGUCCAUCCAUCGGGCAACUAUCGAUUACAUCCAGAUUAUUCCCGCUCCCCUGGAUGGUAGAUAAAUCCUCCGAUGGCAGUAUAUUGACAGUCGUCAUGGCCUUGGCCCGAGUAUAUCGCAGGAUAGCCACCGGGCGCGGUUCACAUUAGGUGCCGGGUUGAGAUCAAGCUACCGAGAGUCCUUCAUUAUAGUUUGAUCAUCUAGAUUCAUCAUCUGCUCGUCCUCAUCUCCAGCGUAAUCAUGCCAUGGAGAAGCAAGGUGGCACUUAAACUUUGGUCCGGGUCGGCAUUGAGAUAUCGUCAGACUCCCCGGCGUCCUUUCUCAAUCUGGUCUUUGGAAGGGUUACUGUGGGUGGCAGGUUG